CAACGGCCUAUCAUCAGGAUCGCUGCGAAGAAGAAUCCAUCUGGUGGUGGACAGUAGCGCCAAGCUAUCCCGGAUAAACUCGUCUGUCUAAUUUCAUGUUCCUCGGUGAGCGACAUCGAACUACCUGGCGAAUCGGCAACUUCUUCUGUGUCAGUCUGCUGAUGAACACUACUCAAUCGACUCUACCGCUCCAGCGAACCUUCAAUGUCAAAAUGAUAAUUUCGAUCGCAUCGCAUCUGUCCGCUCAGUAUGCCUCCCAUUGCAGUCAGCCGCUGGACGCAACAGUUAUGACGUAGUCAUUCCCUCCGUAUCGCAGCUUGUUCCCCUUCCUGACAACAGUACAUCCUGCUCUCCCCGCGCUAUUUGCGGUGAUAGUGAUCAUCGAGCCCACAGUCCUGAAACUUGGAAUGCAGCACGACACCUCUCACAUGACACUGAUGGUUUGCGGAUUUACUAUCAGAACGCGAGAGGGCUUAAGACGAAAAUUGAUGACGUGUAUUUAGCUGCUGUGGACGGUGACUACGAUGUUUGCGUCUUCACCGAAACAUGGCUCGAUGCGCGUAUAACAUCAGUGCAGCUUUUCGGCGAUGCUUACACCGUAUACCGUGCGAACCGAAAUAGUGGCAACAGUAUUCGCGGACGUGGAGGAGAAGUUUUGAUUGCUGUUUCCACCGCAUUUGCCUCAUGUGAGAUUGAUGUAGGUAGUUUAACCAGUGUUGAGGCUGUUUGGGUUAGAAUUACAACUCCAUCGAGGAACUUUUAUAUUGGUGCUGUCUAUAUUCCUCCUGAAAAGCGACUCGACUGCAAUAUCAUGCAACUUCACAUGGAUGCUGUGAAUAACGCUUCUUCACAAGCUGGCGCGGAUGGCGUGAUGAUUGUCCUUGGUGAUUUCAAUCAGCCAGGACUCAUUUGGGUGCCGUCACGACACGGAUACGCUUACCUGGACCCGAUUGCUUCGACAACCAACAUCGCCAGUCGUUUGCUACUGGACGGAUUUGCUUUCAACGGGCUAAGUCAAGUAAGCAUGAUUCCUAACCACCAGUCACGCUUUCUGGAUCUCGUCUUUGUUAGUGAAACUAUUAUACCUGUAUGUUCCGUCAAUGAAGCAUCCAGCGUGAUUGUUCCACUUGACAACUUUCAUCCCGCGCUUGAAAUCUCAAUUGGCACUAUUCGAUCAGUUCAGUAUGUAGAAACUCUUUCUGUCGACCGUCUCAACUUUCGCAAAACUGAUUUUGUAAAGCUGCGCAGAUCUCUGUCGCAAAUUGAUUGGAGUGUACUGCAUGCCCAAGUGAGUGUUAAUGCUGCAGUUGCCAUCUACAAGCGACUACUACUGAACUGUGUUGAGACCUCAGUGCCUAAAUGUCAGCCUCCUAGCAAGCCACCCUGGUCAAACAGCACUCUUCGAAAGCUAAAACGUACUCGAGCAAAAACCCUACGUGCGUACACAAAUCGACGGUGUCCUCUUUCUAAGCGCAUGUUCACUUUAGCCAGUAAUGAGUAUCGUUGUUACAACAAGUUUCUGUACAAACGCUAUGUAAACCGCAUCCAGAAUAAUCUAUGCCGAAACCCGAAGGGCUUUUGGUCAUUUGUCAACACGAAGCGUAAAGAAACUGGACUUCCAUCAAGGAUGCUUUACGACGGCGAAGAAGCUACGACAACUGUGGCGAAAUGUACGCUGUUUGCCAGAUUCUUCUCGAGUGUUUUUUCAACUGACUCGCCAACCGCAAACGAACUCGAAAAUGCCUCUCGCGACGUUCCUGCUUGUGCUGUUGAUUUGGAUGUGUUUACUGUCUCUGAAUAAAUGGUUAUAUCUGCAAUUCGGAAAACCAAGUCAUCUUAUGCACCCGGCCUCAGUGCUAUACCUUCAACUGUAUUGAAAAAAUGUUCGGACUUACUUGUAACACCACUUGCAUAUAUUUUUAACCUAUCGCUUCAGCAGCAAACGUUUCCUGAGGAUUGGAAAUGCUCAGUUAUGUUCCCGGUAUUCAAGAAAGGUGACAAACGCAACAUAGCGAACUAUCGCGGAAUCUCUUCGCUAGGAGUCGAAUCUAAAGUUUUUGAAUCAAUUAUCAAC
Molecule: messenger RNA, 2074 nt
Organism: Topomyia yanbarensis
Lineage: Eukaryota; Metazoa; Arthropoda; Insecta; Diptera; Culicidae
Exons: 2
Coding region: 812-1801 (329 amino acids)
Source: RefSeq, a predicted model, not a curated record